Penaeus monodon (black tiger shrimp) is the source of this 966-nucleotide messenger RNA. RefSeq names its product axoneme-associated protein mst101(2)-like. The transcript has a single exon. The record is from RefSeq and is a predicted model, not a curated record. Bases 1 to 966 code for a protein of 321 amino acids. NCBI's taxonomy places the organism in Eukaryota, Metazoa, Arthropoda, Malacostraca, Decapoda, Penaeidae.
AUGACAGGAGGAAAAAGACUGGAGGAAAAAGACUGCAGGAAAAAGACUGCAGGAAAAAGACUGCAGGAAAAAGACUGCAGGAAAAAGAUUGGAGGAAAAAGACUGGAGGAAAAAGACUGGAGGAAAAAGACUGGAGGAAAAAGACUGCAGGAUAAAGACUGCAGGAAAAAGACUGCAGGAAAAAGACUGCAGGAAAAAGACUGCAGGAAAAAGACUGAAGGAAAAAGACUGCAGGAAAAAGACUGGAGGAAAAAUACUGGAGGAAAAAGACUGGCGGAAAAAGACUGGAGGAAAAAGACUGCAGGAAAAAGACUGGAGGAAAAAGACUGGAGGAAAAAGACUGCAGGAAAAAGACUGGAAGAAAAAGACUGGAGGAAAAAGACUGCAGGAAAAAAGGAGGAAAAAGACUGGCGGAAAAAGACUGCAGGAAAAAGACUGCAGGAAAAUGAUGGGAGGAAAAUGACUGAAGGAAAAAGACUUGAGGAAAAAGACUGGGGGAAAAAGACUGGGGGAGAAAGACUGGCGGGAAAAGACUGGACGAAAAAGACUGGACGAAAAAGACUGGAGGAAAAAGACUGGAGGAAAAAGACUGGAGGAAAAAGACUGGACGAAAAAGACUGGAGGAAAAAGACUGGAGGAAAAAGACUGGAGGGAAAUGACUGGAGGAAAAAGACUGGAGGAAAAAGACUGGGGGAGAAAGACUGGCAGGAAAAGACUGCAGGAGAAAGACUGGGGGAAAAAGACUGGAGGAAAAAGACUGGAAGAAAAAGACUGAUGGAAAAAGACUGGAGGAAAAAGACUGGCGGAAAAAGACUGGCGGAAAAAGACUGCAGGAAAAAGACUGGCGGAAAAAUACUGGUAGAAAAAGACUGGCGGAAAAAGACUGGAGGAAAAAGACUGGCGGAAAAAGACUGGACGAAAAAGACUGCAGGAAAAAGACUGGAGGAAUCACUUCACGUUUCAUGA